GGGCUGGCAGGGGCGGCGGGGAGACCCUGCCGAGCGGCUUGGGCUCGCCACGCGCGUGCGAGCCCAGCGGAGACGUGCUGAGUCAUCAGCAUGAGGUCACUCGGUGCUCCUGCUGACGCUGGGCCGGGGCGGGGGGCCCAGGCCCGCUAUCGGGCCGUCUGAGUGGGAGGCAGGGCUAGAUCCGGGCGGCGAAGGUCGGGCCGGGAUCCGGGGUCGUGUUUAAGUUUGACGGACCUGUAAGUUGAAGGCAAAGGCCUCCAAGGAGGAGGCAUCAUUACUGGGGCGCGCCGCAGGUUUCUCCCAGGGUGGAAGGUAAAGUCCCGGGCUUACGCAUCCCUCCUAGGACCUUGGGCUUCUGGUCCAGGUCCCUCUCCUGGUCCAGUUCCCCAAACUGGGAAACAGAUCGGAGUACGCCGAGGGGAGGAGCUUAGGUGGGCCGAGCCAGCUUGUCUGGGAAGGAGGCUUUCCUUCUGAGUGACCCCUGGCUGGCCGGGCUGCGUCGGCCCUGGACGGAAGAGACCGGGAGCCAGGGGAGAAGGGUGUGUGGCUUGCAGGAAGCGGGGGCAGCUCCACCAGCUAAUGGAAGGAAAGGGUGGGUCUAGGUAGGCACAAGCAUGGAGUGGAGAAUGUAGUUCUCAUUUACCUCUACGUUAUCCCUGUCAGAAGAGUUGGGGGUCCCACUGUUGCCUGAAGUUGGCAAAAAGUGUGCCCUGUUGGGUGUCUGACCUGAUGGCUGCGAACUCUUGGGAAGUGACAGCCUGUGUGGGGUGUGGCCUCCACCUUUGCAUGGCUGAAUGGAUGUUUAUUGACUUCUCCGUUGUCAAGGUUCCUGAGCUCUAUUUUGCAUUGCUUUCCUUGCUCGGGGUUUCAUGGCUAGCUUAAGCAGACCUUGUGGUUUGUGCUUAAGGGUGUCCCCUCAGCACUUAACUACACUGAGCCCCUAGGCUGCUUGUAGGUGCCAGGUGUUUUCAUUGGGGGUGGAACUUUAUUCCCUAUGAAAAUUCAAGAUCCCAGAAAAGUGUUUAAGCUUUGGAGUUACUAUGCUUCUGUGAACAUAAAGUUUUAAGUUCUUUUCAGAUAAUGUCAGUAUCUGAAGGAGGGGAGACCUAAGUCAGGGUCUCCUGCACUGGAGUUUGAAGGCAAGGUUGAGCAGGGUCACUGUCUUGCUCGACACUAACGUCCAGAUUGUCGAAUGUGAGAGGACUUAGGUGGGCCGAGCCAGCUUGUCUGGGAAGGAGGCUUCCUUCUGAGUGACCCCUGAGAUGCCCAAACCUUUACUUUCUUGUCAGUCUGAGUGGGUGGCCCCGAGUCCCUUGGUGCCUUGUGAUUAUCCAUAGCUGUCAGUAUUUGCAGGAGGGCGGGGUUGGGGGCGCAACUCAUCUUGAUUAGCUUCCCUGAGCUGCUUCCUCCAGCUCUGAACUAUCCCUCAGCACAGGUGUCCCCCAAGACUGUCUGCCUAGUCACUCUGUGACCCUAGGUUGGUAGAAGCCAGGCAGGCAGCUGGAAGAACUGGCUUUGCUGAGACCUGCUCUUCCUGGUUAAGCAUACAUGAGUAUACACAUACACGUUUGCACACACACACACACACACACACACACACACACACACACACACACCUUUGAUCAGGAGGCAAUUGGCUGUACUUGUGCUGAGUUCAGGCCUUCAGUAGAGGGUAAAAUCUGUUGAGGAGGCACUUUUCAGCUCCCAGCCACCACACUCUGCACUUUUCUGUGCAAUCUCAGGAAGUCACCGUUUUGAGCUCAGCAGUCUGUGAGGGAAGCUCCUGCUGGGCUGCCUCUCUCACCCCGACUUGUCUCCUGGUAUGAGUCCGGGCCAAUUUGUAAGAAAGGCAGAUCCCCUUCAGACCUCUGGUUCUGACUCGUCUUUCUCUUGAUCUAGCAGCACCCUUGCCUCUGAAAAUGCCCUUAAUCUGGUCCUGGAGAAGUGUCGUCUCGCGCCUGUGCUUGGUGUUGGCAUGUAGCCACCCUCCUGUGCGAGGUUAAGAGUGGUAGGGUCUCCACUCAAGAGAACGUGUGCCUCUGGCUCACACUUUAGUUCCCUUGAUAAGUGUAAUAAGCACCCCGCCCCCCCCACCUCCAGCACAUUGUUACCUGAAGUGCUUACAGCCUUCAGCCUCCUCUGAGAGAGGCUACAGCAACCUCACCUGCCAUUCCUUCCAUUUCCCUGCAUCUAACCUGGAGAGGGGAUGAGGCAUCUUUACCCAUGGGACUGAUAGGUGCUGGGCUAAGUGGGGAUUCCCAGCCUGGGUCUACAAAAAUGUUCUUGGCAAAGCUUUAGAAAGCUGAAAAUGAGAUUGCGUGCCAGAGGGGUGGCUGACUGUAGGAGAUAGCUGUUUUGCUUUUGUUUUCUGGCCCUGUGGUCACUGACCCUAGGCAGAGGGCCAGAGACUAGCCAGUGACCCAGAGGGGCUGGCUCUUGCCUCCUUCCAGCCAACAGUGCCCUUUCUCUGCUAAUUGUGGGGGCCCUUGUGAAACACCCAGUGUCGGGUGGGGCAGGAGCGCAGGAUGCCGCAACGAAGCCACAGGAUGGUUGCCCCAUCUGUAAAGGAAAGGACAGGGAGGGCUGGAGGGGCCCGGGCUCAGCUACUCCCAGCUGGAUUGCCUGUUACCUGGAAGAGUGCCUGCUCAUUGUGCCCCCGGGUUAUGACGACCCCCAAUAAAGGAAACAAGGCCUUAAAGGUGAAGCGGGAGCCAGGCGAGAAUGGCACCAGCCUGACUGAUGAGGAGCUGGUGACCAUGUCGGUGCGAGAGCUGAACCAGCACCUGCGAGGCCUAUCCAAGGAAGAGAUCAUCCAACUGAAGCAGCGCCGGCGCACACUCAAGAACCGUGGCUACGCAGCCAGCUGUCGGGUGAAGCGGGUGACACAGAAGGAGGAGCUGGAGAAGCAGAAGGCGGAGCUACAGCAGGAGGUGGAGAAGCUGGCCUCUGAAAAUGCCAGCAUGAAGCUGGAGCUCGAUGCUCUGCGCUCCAAGUAUGAGGCCCUGCAGAACUUUGCCAGGACCGUGGCCCGAAGCCCUGUGGCCCCAGCUCGAGGUCCCCUUGCUGCUGGCCUGGGGCCCCUGGUCCCUGGCAAGGUGGCUGCCACCAGCGUCAUCACAAUAGUAAAGUCCAAGACAGAUGCUCGGUCAUAGGGACACGUGCAGUUGCCAGGCAGGUCUUUAAGGGGCCACUGAGUGCGUGGCAAAGUUGGCAGCCCUGUCCCUCUUCCUUUCCUCUUCCUGUCUCUUCUCCUCUCCCUCCCCCCUUCCCUCCCCUGCAAAGCACAACCUGCACCCAGGGGCGUUGGGCUGAGCCCCUUCGAUGUCAUCCUUGUCGUCACGCGUGUGUUUCGUACGUUGGGAUUGGUCAGUUCAACAGUGAUGUUGGGUUGCCUCUAACCCCUUUGUACCAAGGCCAUGCAGGCUCGGAGUCCAGAGUGGGCACUGUGGGAAUGAACAGGAGUGCCCUGGGCUUAGGUCUGCCCUUCUCUGGUGGUCUGCAGGCAGCCGGUCUGCAGUGGGACUUGAGAGCUUUCUCUUCAGAUUCCAGUGGGCCUCUCAGCUCGAUCCAGAAAGGAAGAGACGGGCGCUGCCCUGAACAGUGGUUAUGUCUUGAAGGCCCUGGAUGGAUAGGCCACCAGCCUGGGCACUGGGGCAGGAACCAUGGUGCUGGAGCCUGGCACAGUGCACUGGAUAAGACCAAAUCGCCGGUUUUAAGUGUGGGUGGAAGGUGUGUCAGUGUGUCCUGCGAUGGGUCCGGUGUCACUGUUUACAUGACCUAUUUGUGUGGUUAUAUAGCCCUUUAUUUAAAAGAAAAGUUCCUUUUACGAAGUUAUUAAAUUAUAUGUUUAAGAGCUAAAAAGGAAAAAAAAAAGAGCUGCAGAGUAUUUAUAAAAUUGUCUUAAAAAAACAAACAACAUUUGACCGUAUAAAUGGAAAAGGGAAGAAAAUAUAGUAGAAACUUUGCUAGUUAAAAAACAAAAUCCCUUUCUUGUAAACUUGGGGACAGCUCUGUGGCUGUUGGAGUUUAGUUUUUAUACACAGAGUUAACAGACAUUACUUAUAAAACUUAGUUUAAAAAAAGAAAAAGAAAAAAAAAAAAAAGCCAAGCUGCGAGCCGACCAGAGGCCGUCCUCUUUGAUAUCUCUUUUGCAAUUGUACCGAAAGUGACUUACUCCUUUGCCCUUCCUGCUUCCGUCUUGCCGGUGCCGUGGUGUUGUCCGUGCCUGGUGAGGUUUUGUGCAGCCGUAAAGUGCUGGUGCUUCUGGUGACCUUUGACCUGUGGCUGUUCUGUGUGUGGGUUUUUUUGUGUAUGUGUGUUUGUUUUUUGGAUUUUGUUGUGGUUUUGCUUCUGCUGACUUGCUGGACCUGGGUUGGGUUGGGGUCCCAGGCAGAACUUACUCCAUUGGAGUGUAGGGGGCUUCCUGCCAGCUCACAUUCUUCUGCCCGUGUUCCAUUUCUCUGCCACUCGGUCCCCCUGAGCCUUGGCUUCCCAUGUGGGUCUAGGGCUUGGGUUGGUACAGUGGCAGAGUGAGUGAAAUUCGGAGCUGUCUUGGGCCCCCACGCUGCUUCCAUAUCCACCGCCUCUGGUCCUGGGUGGUGGUGCUGCAGGGACAGGGAGUCACUGUGGGUGCCCACAGGGCUGUGUCCUGCCUGUCCCUUGCUGUCUUCCUCCUGGCCUCAGCUUUGUUCCUACAGACUUCAUUUGGGGCCUUGGCUAGGCCACCCCAGUGGCCUACCUUGUGGGUUGGGAAUCCUGUCACCCACCUAUUCCUAAAAUCCCAUUCUGUGGGGUGUUGUUCCCCAGGCAGAUUAGUCAGGGGCCCCCCUUGGGGUAACCUGUUCUUCCCUGCCUCACUGUGAGAGCCUGGAGGUCUCCACCAUUGCCAGACAAGGGCUUUGGCUUCAGGGCCAGGUCUUUUUCUUCCCCGCUGUCUGCAGCUCUUGGCUCCAGGCCCUUCUUAGGCCUCCCUUCGGGAUCUGUGUCUUCCAGGGAUCCGCUGUUGGACUUGGAGGUGCUUCAUUGCAGGGCCCAAGCCUGCCUCCUCAAUCCAGCUACCAGUGGGGGCUGCCCACCUUCCAGGCUUGGCUCAGGAAGCUCAUCGCAGGCGGGUGCCCACCUGCAAGAGGCUGUAACCCUGUCUGGUCACAUGGCCCUUGCAUUGCUGGUUCUUGGGGGCCCUGGAUCCCUGAAAAGCACAGAAAUGUGAGCUGAUGAAAGCAAAGAACGGCCUGAUAGGCCUUUACCUCGAGGGCAGCAGGAUUUUCACUCAGUUUGACCCGGCAUGCAGUGCUCUGGGAGCAGGACCUCUGCCAGCCCUGGCGUUUUGGUGGGCUUCUUUGGCUCAAGGUGCUCAGACACUCCCAUUGAUGCCUGAGUCAGAUAUGAGUGGAAGUCUGGACUGUUGAUUAUAGUUACCAGGUGACCUCAUCCCUUCCCUUUGGUUCUCAAACUGGUGUCCAGAGGAGUUGCUGGUUCUGACUGUGGCAGCAGAGCUGGAGUGGAAUUAUGCCCAUGCCCAGCAGAGGAGAGGGACAGGCUUUCCAAGUUCCUUGGUCCUGGCUGAGUGGAAGUGUAUAACCGAGCAUGGCCUUCCAUGUGCAUAGCUCCAGCCUGCUGGGAGGAAGAGGGAGAGGAGGAGGUUGAGGCUGGACAUGUGUUGAACAGAAAUAGCAGGUCUUAGCUUCUGAACUGGAUAGGGCCAUGCUCAUGGUUUUCAGGUUUGCAGCAUCUGCUUCUUGAGUCUGGGGAACAUUCCUGGUAAGCCAGCCCUCAGUGCCAUCCUGUCCCUUCUCCUUGAUGUCCAGGUGUGACUGUUGCUGUCUUUCUGAUCAUUGUUAAUUCUGUUUUCCUACUGUGAGGGUGUUGUGUUUGACUUCUGACACAGCGAAUGGAGAGCUUUGGCUGAGGCCAGUUCUCCCAAACUACUCCGCUAAGUAAACCAUUAUUGUGCGACUUCCCUCCUACCCUGACUUUGCCUGACCUCCUUCCUUGGACAUGGACACUCGGAUUUCAAAGAAAACCCCACAUGAGAUGGAUCAUUUUCCUCUAGAGCGUGGUCCCCGAGAGUCCUCCCCUCCGUUGUGUCUGGCUGCUAACUUGGGUGUUGUACCGUUAGCGUAGGGCCUCCAUGGCAACACUGAGCUACUCUGGGUUCCCUGUCAUCACCAGGCUUCCCUACAGGCUGUUCUCAGUCCACCUUUCAGGUCUGUGUGUACUCUGUGUGUUAGCAGCAGCCUUGGUGUCCAGUGCCAGGGUGUGCAGUUUUGAUAAGCUACAGCCCACUUUGAGAUGGUGAGGCCACUUCCCUACUGCCUCUCUCUCUGGUGUGGCCACUUGGCCAAAGCUCCCAUCCACAGCUGGGAUGUCUGAGCCACAGCCUGCUGCACUGUUUCCGCUCUGGGAUCUUCUGAGUUACUUUUUUAGGCUGUGGUUUGGUGAGAGGAACCAACACAUUAACGAUUUUUUUUUCCCCAAAAGCCACUGAAUAAUUCUUCUUGGCAUGUUUUCAUGCUCUUGGCUGCCUGGUUUGGGAGCAGUUGUGGAGAAGAGGACAGACUCAGUACCACACAGAGGCAUGGAAUUGCGAGGGCUGCUCAUGGCUUGCCUGUUUCUGGCAUGUGUCCUGGGCGUGUGCUGUUACCUACUGGGCCAGCUGCACACGUGACUACCCUGUCCCUGGAGCAGCAGCAUGAACAGCAGCGCGGGUGUCUGGAGUGCCCCUCACAGAAUUCCCUGUUCGCUAUGGCCCCAGUUUGGCUCUCAGCCCCUCCAGCAACUCCGCCCAGUCCUGUGUUUCCUCCCAUCCUCUCUGUCUGCUAGUCCUUGAAGCCUUUAACCAAUGGGAGUGGGUACAGAAAGCCUUCUCCUGGCAACUUAGGGCAACAGGACAAGGGCUAUUGUGUGUCCAGCUCUGUUGGUCUCCUGGUGCUGAGAGGUAUGUCCAAGCAGAGUUGAUCAGCCCCUGCCUGCCCUGCAGGGCUGAAGCCAGGGGGAGGUUAGUAGAGAGUACCCUAAAUGGAGUGGAGGUCCUUAAAGAUCUAAGUGAGAGGGGCUAGGAUGUGGCUGCAAGGUGAGACCCGGUCUCCUGCACCUGGGUAGGGUCAUCAGGGAUCUGGCUGCGAGGUGAGGCCUGGGCGUUCGCAGCAGUGCAGAGCGAUCAGCCGUCUGGGCCUCAGCAGGCAGCAGCCUUGGUGCCCACCCGUGCCCUGCGCAGUAUUUAUUGCUAAAUUAUUGUCCAGGAGGGGCGGCGCUGGGCCUGGCCCCCCGGGUAUUUAUUGCUGUACAUAGUGUAUGUUUGUGAUAUAUAAGGUUUUCUUUAUUUUGUAUAUGAUCAAUAAACGCCUUUUAAAGAGA
This is a messenger RNA of Peromyscus leucopus (white-footed mouse), 7356 nucleotides long. It is a transcript of the gene Mafg, whose product is annotated as MAF bZIP transcription factor G. The transcript has 3 exons. Gene Ontology annotation, biological process: regulation of epidermal cell differentiation; regulation of transcription by RNA polymerase II. NCBI's taxonomy places the organism in Eukaryota, Metazoa, Chordata, Mammalia, Rodentia, Cricetidae. Gene Ontology annotation, cellular component: nucleus. The record is from RefSeq and is a predicted model, not a curated record. Bases 2526 to 3152 code for a protein of 208 amino acids. Gene Ontology annotation, molecular function: DNA-binding transcription factor activity, RNA polymerase II-specific; RNA polymerase II cis-regulatory region sequence-specific DNA binding.